Messenger RNA from Rosa chinensis, 1353 nucleotides. RefSeq lists its product as uncharacterized. The transcript has a single exon. Lineage: Eukaryota; Viridiplantae; Streptophyta; Magnoliopsida; Rosales; Rosaceae. The coding region runs from base 279 to 1226 and encodes 315 amino acids. The record is from RefSeq and is a predicted model, not a curated record.
CCUUCUCCAUCAACCAAAUCAAAAUCAAAUCAGUUUUGAAUUCCCUUAAAAUUCUUGGGUUUUUUCCUUGACAUUGACAGUGAAAUUCUAUGGGGCUCAAAAAGCAGCAAACGUAGCCAGAUAAAACUGAAGCAUUCAGAAGCCUGAAAAUUGGGCCAUGGUGAGCUCAGUGUCGUAUCAAUUAAAAGAGGUAGAUGUCCUUUCAUUUCUUUUAGAAUCUGAAAGAAAUUAAGCAAUAUCUUUGUUUCUGUGUUGGUGUGUAAGUAUAUAUAUAUAUCAUGAGGGACUUUCCUUCUUGUUUUGGUGAAAAUGGUGUUCAAGUUGCUGAUUUUUCAUCGUCCUCAUCAUCAAGAGCUGCAAAAACUGCUCAUCAAAACUUGGUCUCAUGUGUUUAUCAGUGUAAGUUGCGAGGCCGUUUGUGUUUGAUUACAGUUACAUGGACCAAGAAUUUGAUGGGUCAGGGCCUAAGCGUGGAGAUUGAUGAUGCAGCCAAUUUUUGCCUCUGUAAGGUGGAUAUAAAGCCAUGGCUGUUCUCCAAGAGAAAAGGAUGCAGAAAUUUAGAGGUUGAUUCUAGUAAAAUUGACAUCUUUUGGGAUUUAACCAAUGCUAAAUUUGGUUCUGGGCCUGAGCCAUUAGAGAGGUUUUACUUGGCUGUUAUGUUCAACCAAGAAAUGGUUCUUCUUCUUGGAGAUUUGAAGAGAGAGGGUCUUGGUUUCAAAGACCCGAUUCAUGGUUCCAAUGCUGUUUUUGUUGCUAAAAGGGAACACAUUUUUGGGAAGAAACUUUAUGUUGCAAAGGCUCAGUUUUGUGACAAGGGGAAAACACAUGAUGUCACAAUUGAGUGUGACACUGUUGGGCUGAAUGAGCCGUACCUUGUGAUCUGUGUCGACAGUAAGAUUGUGAUGAAGGUGAAGAAGCUGAACUGGAAAUUUAGGGGAAACCACACCAUCUUGGUUGAUGGGUUGAGGAUUGAAGUGUUCUGGGAUGUGCACAAUUGGCUCUUUGGUAAUUCUAUGGGCAAUGCAGUGUUCAUGUUCCAAACUUGCCUCAGUAAUAAUGCUGAUAAGCUAUGGAGUACUGGUAGUACUACUAGUGAGUCGGUUUUGGAUUCGUCUUCUGUGUGGACUUGGUCUUCGUCUUCCUCCUCUCGGCAAUUAAGAGAGAGCAGCAACCAGUUACAGGGUCUUGGUUUCUCACUGGUUUUGCAUGCUUGGAAGAAUGAAUAGAAUACUAUUUCAAAGUGUUGGGUUACAUUUGUUUAUUGUAAGAAAAGUAACAUUGGUGAUGACUACAGUAAUCAUGUUGGUUCUGGUUGUUUUGUAUAUCAGCAUAAAUUCAGUGCGUAUUGAGCUC